Molecule: messenger RNA, 4245 nt
Organism: Linum trigynum
Lineage: Eukaryota; Viridiplantae; Streptophyta; Magnoliopsida; Malpighiales; Linaceae
Source: the annotation of a GenBank genome assembly
UCUAUUGUUUAGCUGGUUUUCAAAGGCCUUCGCAACAAAUAAAUUUCCCACUCACCUCUUCCUCUCGCCUGCAUGGUCUCCCCCAAUUCUAGCAAACGCCCAUCCCUUCUGUAUGCCCGCUGAUGCAGACAUCGCUUCUCCUGCACAACAACCCUACUGAAACCUCUGCCAAACACGCCAAUGACCAUGAAUCGUACUAUACUUGCUUUGCUGACCUUGAUUAGGGUACUGGUACUCCCAACCCUCGGAGCCGGAUUGCUUAGUUCAUGGUCCUCUCUCACCUCAGUUUGUGCCCUAUUUCGUUUUCGCAUUCUCACCCUUUCUCUCCCACCUCCGUCCAGUUCUCGGCUUCCGGCGUCUCUUUCCAAUCUACGCUCCUCCUUUCACUAGACUCAUGGAAUCAUAUUGUCCUUUCCAAGCUCACAUGGACAGUGGAACAAUGGCCGGAGAAGAGGGCCCUUACCUAGGAGGAAGAGGCAGACACGCCAGUGGGUGGUGAAGACGAUGGUGAGUGGAUUUUCUAUUUAUUGUUUUCUCCAUCUUUUUUAGCAGUAGAUUUGAGAUAAGUCAUGUCCCAAGUCCGGAUCUUUGUAAGAUCUGACAAUGUGAGUUCUCAUUUUUGGGAUUAUGUUUUGGUGGUGUUCUCAGAGACGUCGAUUGGCCAACGAAGUGCUUGCCUCCAUGAAUGUUGACUGUAGCUCAGAAACGGAUGCAGAUUUUGUGAGUUUGGGGGAACUUUAAUUUGGUGGUUCUAUCUUUGAGUGAACUUUAAUUUGGUGUUAUUGUUUCAUUUCAGCUGCAAGCAUGUUGGCGCUUUGUUCCAUAAGCAAGAGACGACUGACAUAAAGGUUCUGAGAAUUGACGACCAGCCAAAUAUGAACUAAAAGACUGGCUUAUCUGAUUCUGUCUACUAUGGCAUAUCUCCUUAUGUGUACAAAAUUGGCUUAUUCGACAAAUACAACAAGCUAUUGGUGCUCUUCCCAACAGAUUACUACUUACUACUAUCACUAUGUGUUUUGGUUGGUCCUGCUCAUGUUUGUUGUUAAAAGAACCUUGAUUUAUGUCAUUAGUUUGGUUCUUUGCAGCUAGGCUUUGGAAGCCGAUAAACAAGUACCCUUUUGACAUAUACUGCAUUUAUGAUGUCAAUCAAUGGAGAAAGGCCAAACUUAUGACCCUUCAGGGUUCCCACCUCACAAUUCCACCACCUCUCUGGUAUCUUUCUGCAAAGGAGAAGUAAGACGGGUUCAAGUUGGAAUUCAGUUCGUUCUCCAUGGAACUCUAAAGCAGUAGUGGGACGGCAGAAGGUAUGGAUACAAGAGGAGAAAGCUUGAUUGAUUUGUCUGCUUCGAAUUGAGGCUGGAAGGAUCAUUGCUGCAUGGAAGUUUCAUGUUCGCCCCAAGCUUUAUUUUGUUGGUAUCGAUUUACAUGUAAAAUGGUUCAAUGUUAACUUUGGGCUCCAUUUUUACAUUUUUAGGGAAAUGCAUAGAGGAGCUUAGAGCUACUACCACGACAAUAACAGUGGGUGGGGAUGCUACACUGAGGACCAAAUAAAGCAGAUUCUAUUGAAGCAUACGGAGUUUCAGCACAAGGAUGCCAUUUCCCACCUUUCUGUGACGGGCUACGAUGAGGAGACUACAUUGAAAGUGGUUCUGUGUACUGAGUAUCCAGUUUGGUUUCUCUCAAUUAUAUGAUUGCUUCAACUCAACAUUUGUUUGUACUGUGCUGUUAAAUCAUUUCAGAUUAGCUUAUUGAUUUGAAAUGAUUGAUUGUUUUAGGUGCACUUUUGGGUGAUUUGUGGAGGAUGCAAAGGCCUUGGCAAAGAAUGGUAGCUUUCUUUGGGGGUUAGGGAUUCAAUUGGGGAAGCACAUAUAGUCUCCAUGCCUUUGUUUCCAACAGAUAGUAGACUCAACUUCAAUUUUGCAACAUCGGCAACCUGAUUCAUUAUGAGGGCUGUCCAGAGAGGUAGAGAAAGUUAAGAAGCAUAGUGACACUUCAAAUUCAAGUUGUUUUAAGGUUUUUGAACCUAGACGUGGCAUACAUGAUUUUAUAAGACUUUAAUUGUUUGUAUGUUAUAAAGACACCAACUAAGGAGUUAAUUUCAUGUCACAUAUUCUAGCUAUUUGGAGUCUCUAAUGCCAUAUUUUGUUAUGCUAUACUUAAGUUAAUUAGAGCUUAAGGCCAUUGCAAGAUAAAUUAAUGUGAGCUUCUCAAUCUAGAUUAUUUGGAUUGAUGUACAGUUUUUUCUUGGUUGUAUGCUUCUGCAGCAACUUCUCCCUUGCCGUGCUGUCACGUUGAAAUGGUAUCCGAUAUGUGUCUGCCAACAUCAUGACACCCCAUCUCUUUUUGCAGUUCUUUGAAGAAAAGUUCUGGAAGGCAGUAGCUUGCUGUGAUGGAGAAAAGUUUGUUGCAGAAUCUGAUGAGUAAGCAACAAAGAGCUGGGAUCAAAUGUUGAUAUAGUGUCUGGAUAAUGCAUAACAGGUUAUGUUCACCAACAGGUAUGUAGGCUGAGAAUACUUAUGGUAGUGAUCUAAAAAACCCAAGCUGAAUCGACAGAAUUUGAGAGCAUCAUGUUGUAAGCAGCUCUCCUUGAAAUGAUGUGAUUAUUUCUGAGUUGUUUAUUUCUAUUAAAUUUUGUAACUGUUGAGUUCAUGGAAAAUGUAAAGCUUUCCAUCCGAGAUCUUCUUCCUUCCUAUCAUUGUUUGUGUUUGUCUAGAGAUGUAACCCAGUGAUCAUCAUCUACAUAGCUUCCUCUUCGACUACUCAAUCACUCGCCACUUUAUAUAAAUCCAGUAGCAAACAUAUUGUUGGGGCUCCAAUGCAACAUGUCUCGACCUUAUUUGCUUCACGUGUAGUUGUUCUGCAUCCACUUUUAUCAUGAUAGUUGCUUUCUGUAUUUCUGCCUUGAUCUUCAGUUGCUGAUUACUUCAUGUUUGUGCAUAUCUUCUUCCUUGACUUAUACAAAAUAUGGAUAUGUAUGUUUUUUACCUUGAUUAAUCAAUUAUUCAAAUCACUAGUGGACUGAAAUAAGGUUUGGUGACUUCAGAAGGUCAGUUCUUCCUUUUACCUUUUUCGUUUGUUUCACUUUGUCAAUUUUCCUCCAAUCUCGAAUUGUUUGUGUUUAUCCAUAUUACUUUUACCAUUUGGCUUGCAACCUAAACCAGAAUUAGAUCUGACCUCUGCGCCUAAACAUCCUCUAAAGUAACCAACCUGCAACUUCUAAACUUUAUCUUUGGUCGAAGUGAAUUAGAUCAUUACAGAAAUAUUAAUCACCAAAGUUUAUGCAACUUAUUGUUGACUUGUUUCUUAGUCAAUGUUCUUGUUGGUGUUAUCUAACUCGAUUUACAUCACCAUGAUUAAACCUACUAGGAGGGUGCUCAAUCAUUAGAGUGCGUGCUUUCUAUAAUACUUUCCUUCUCUUGCUUUUGAACAAUUAUGCUCACUGAUCAUCACAUGUUUUUAAAGGUUGGAAACAAUCUGAUGCAGUUAUUGUUGGUUGGUUCUUUGUGGUUGUGCUCUACUAAAUUCAUGCCCCCCCCCCCCUGCAUUUGAGCAAAAUAUUAUGUACAUUGCUACUCUUUUGCAGUUCCAAGCCGGUUCUUGCUAUUUAGAGUAUAGGGUUCGUUGCUUUGCAGGUGACAGUUUUGGAACUGGGCCUUUGUGUUUCACUCAAAUCUUCAUCGGGCGGUUCGAGAGCGUACAGAACCAAGAACGACAUGUUCUUGCACAUAUUAUGCUGGAGUGUUUGGUUGGAAAGAAAUGCCAGGAUCUUAAAAGACGUUGCUAAGACUUCACGAUGGUAUACUUUGGAAUUUGGCAACAUAUGUCCAAUUGGUUGUGCGCUUCGAAAAGGUUGGGAAUGCAGUGGUGUACGAUUGGAUGAGGACUCUGAGACAUUGCAUACUGCCAAGAUUGCCAGGAACAACGCGUAACCAUUGAAACUUCCAGCGAUCUGCAGGCAACUUACAACAACUUCCGAUUGAGAGCCAAUUCCUGUGUGGCUGGAAUUACAGCAACUUCCGAUUGAGAGCCAAGAUCGCGAGGAACAACACGUAUUAUCUUGUACUGUUUGGAUACUUUUUCCUGUUUGUAAUCUGUCUUUCCUUUUCUUUGCUUUCCUCAGUGGCCUGUUCAAUAGGAGAGGCUUAUCGACCAAAAUUUAGUGUCGUUCUGCCCUUGCGUGGGUUGAAAAGAUUGAUUAAUCCUUUUACUGUAGCACUGAUUUAGUUUCGCCUUAAUUAUUUACCU